This is a messenger RNA of Radiomyces spectabilis, 2850 nucleotides long. RefSeq names its product SPX domain-containing protein. Bases 109 to 2706 code for a protein of 865 amino acids. Lineage: Eukaryota; Fungi; Mucoromycota; Mucoromycetes; Mucorales; Radiomycetaceae. Gene Ontology annotation, biological process: monoatomic anion transmembrane transport; polyphosphate metabolic process; phosphate ion transport. Gene Ontology annotation, molecular function: phosphate transmembrane transporter activity. The record is from RefSeq and is a predicted model, not a curated record. Gene Ontology annotation, cellular component: membrane. The transcript is spliced from 3 exons.
AAAAAAAAAAGAUAUUGAUAAUUUUUUUUUUAUUUGGACUUUUUCUCCCUCCCUUGCUUAUUUAUAUUUUUUCUUUUGCAGAUAGCAGUGUAGUUUUUUCAAGCAAUAAUGAAAUUUGCUCAUUCACUUAUACUGAAUGCUGUGCCGGAAUGGAUCGACCAGUAUGUCGAUUAUGACCAUUUAAAGAAGAUCGUCUAUCGUGUGGAGCGCGAAAUUGUGCAACAACCGGCCAGACGCCGAACCAACGUACCGAUCAUCAUGGAAGAAGGUGAACAAAAGACCGAACAGCAAGAAAGCUUGGAUGAGAAACGUCUCUUGUGGACAAGGGACCAGCAAUUCACAAAAGCUCUCGAUGAACAGCUGGAAAAGGUCGUUAAAUUUUACGCCAAAAAGGAAACCGAGAUUAUGCAGGACGCAAGAGCCCUCAAUGAUCAGUUUGAUUCAUUUGGUGUCUCGUUACCAACUCUUGAAACGAUACCUCACGGCAAUGAAAAUGACUUGAAGAAGCUGGAUACACAGACCAAUCGACGGGUAUCCACCGUCUCCACCCAAUCUUCCAUGGAUACCGUCGACGACCCAACUGAACAGAAUCUGGAAGGUACCGAGCUGGGCAAUAUGCAAUCCUUUACCACCCCCAGUUCACUCGGAAGACGAGCCACCACGUCCAUGAUUGAGCGGCCCUCCGAAUCCCAGCCAACCACACCGGAGAGAACGACAGUGCGACGCCGAGCCACUACUGUUGAGGACGGAUUUCGCCAACGCAACGAAGCUGCUCCCAACCGCAUCAUUAAUCCCGGGCUCUCUUUUCUCAGAAGAUACGGUUCACACCCUUCCUUGAUUGGUCCAGCCGAAGGGAUCGAGAACUUUAACCGCCUUUACAAUUUCCGUGCCCAUUGUGCGGCCAUCUACAUUUCACUAUCCGAACUCCGAUCCUAUGCCAUCAUGAACCGAACCGCCUUUGGCAAGAUUCUCAAGAAGUGGGAUAAAGUCACCAACAGCAACCUAAGGGAAAACUACUUUGACAAGAUUGUUAUGAACGCUGACCCGUUCAAACCAGAACACCUUCGAAGGCUAAGCAAUGCCAUGCAACUCAUCGCGGAUAUGUAUGCCGCUAUCUUUACCAAUGGCGAUGUCAAUUCCGCUUUGGCAGAACUGAAACUCCACAUGCGCGAUCAUAUCCAGUUUGAACGCACCACUGUGUGGAAGGAUAUGAUCGGUCAGGAACGUCGCAUUCGCGAUGCACACGUAGAAGUGGCAGAGACUCAAAUCAAGAUUCCUUUCAUUCACACCACGAUCAGCAAAUCCGUCCUCACGGAUUUCAUCACCUUUCUCUUCAGUCUGGUGGUCUAUAUCAUUUUCAUGUCCGUCGAUGUCAUUGGCGACCGUGAAGCGAACAAGUGCCUCGCCCUUCUCCUGUUCUCCGCUUUACUAUGGGCUUUUGAAAGUUUGCCGCUCUAUGCAACCGCCUAUCUGAUCCCAUUGAUGAUCGUGCUCAUGGAUAUUGUCAAAAUCGACGGCCAAGUAGUCUCCGCCGCAGUGGCGGCCGAGGCUGUGUUUUCGAGCAUGUUCAAUGGUACCGUCAUGGUGUUACUAGGUGGAUUCGCCAUCGCCGCUGCGCUCAGCAAGCACGGUAUUGCCAAAGCAUUUGCCGCCGUGGUCAUGAGUCGUGCCGGUACAAAGCCGCGUUGGGUCAUUCUCGUCAAUAUGUAUCUCGCCACCUUUUUGAGCAUGUGGAUCAGUAACGUCGCAACGCCCGUCCUCUGUUUCUCAUUGGCUCAGCCGAUUCUGAGAACUUUACCACCGCAUUCCAAGGUCGGUCCUUGUCUUAUUCUCGGUAUUUCUUUGGCAAGUUGCAUCGGAGGCCUUGCAUCGCCUAUUUCUUCGCCUCAGAAUAUCAUCACCAUUAACCUUAUGGACCCCAAUCCUGGUUGGGGCCUUUGGUUUGCAGCCGCAUUGCCUAUUGCUAUCAUCACCGUGGCCACCACCUGGGUCCUGCUUUUGUUGUAUUUCCGACCGGAGCAUGGAACACCGAAUAUCAACAAGGUGAAAUCCCAGGUUGAGGGCAAACCGAGUUUCCGCCAAGUGUGGGUAUGUUUCAUCUGUAUUUUGACCAUCGCCUUGUGGUGCGCCGAAUCGGCCUUGGCCAACUUCUGGGGCGACAACGGAGUCAUUGCUGUCAUUCCUUUUGUGUUGCUGUUUGGCACCCGCAUGCUGACCAAGACGGAUCUUAAUAAUUUCUUGUGGUCGGUGGUGGUCCUGGCUCAGGGUGGUAUGGCCCUUGGAUUUGCCGUUAAAAGUUCCGGAUUACUGGAUAUUAUUGGUCACCGUAUCGCCACGGGGGUCGAAGAUCUCCAAGUACUUGCGAUCAUCUUUAUUUUUGGCAUCUUGGUGCUGGUCUUUUCCACCUUUGUCAGCCACACCGUGGCCGCCUUGAUUAUCUUGCCCAUUGUGAAACACGUCGGCGAGCAACUCACUCCUCCCCGACCGAAUUUGCUCGUCAUGGUCACCGGUCUUGUCUGCUCCGUCGCCAUGGGUCUGCCGGUUUCAGGAUUUCCCAAUAUGAACGCUAUCAUGCAAGAAGAUGCUGCGGGCAAAGCCUACUUGAAGAUCAAAGAUUUCAUUCUUUGUGGCAUACCAGCUUCAAUUGUCGCCGGCAUUAUUGCUAUUCUCUUGGGCUAUGCCAUUGUCAGUGGCGUGGGCUACUAAAAUAUUCUUUCUUUUUUCUUUGCAUGCAUUUUUCAUAUUGACACACCGCUUUUCAAAACCAUCAUGUAAUAAUAAACACAUCUCAUCUUGUAACUCUCCAGAUACAUAGUAGAAUAAUGGAGCGUGCCUAAAAUUCCAUUAAAG